GAUGUCUAUCAGUAGCUCAUUUAUACAACCACAGUUCACCACGAACGCUCUUCAGGGGAUCCGAUUUUAAUUCUUCUGAACCAAAAAAAAAAAAAAAAAAGGAAGAAAAAAAGAAAAUAAAAUAAAAACCUCUUCACACCUUGGAGACAAUGCAUCUGUCUCAGAUUGCGCUGUGUCUCAGCUUGCUGACUGCUUUGGGUCCAGUUGUUCUGAGUGAUCAAGAAACGCACCAGCCACCCUCCACCGCCAGUCCCGCGGACACGGAGCAGUGCGCGACCUGCGACGUCCGGCAGCAGAUUAAAACCAUGCGCUUAAACGCUAUCAAGUCCCAAAUCCUGAGCAAGCUGAGAAUGAAGGAAGCUCCCAACAUCAGCCGCGACAUCGUCAAGCAGCUCCUGCCCAAAGCGCCGCCGCUGCAGCAGCUUCUCGACCAGUACGACGUACUGGGAGAUGACAACAAGGACGUGGUCAUGGAAGAGGACGACGAACACGCAACAACAGAGACUAUAAUGAUGAUGGCUACUGAACCCGAGUCCAUCGUCCAGGUGGAUGGAGAGCCAAAGUGCUGCUUUUUUUCUUUUGCACCAAAGUUUCAAGCCAGCCGCGUAGUUCGAGCGCAGCUGUGGGUGCAUCUGCGGCCGGCGGACGAGGCAACCACCGUGUUCCUGCAAAUCUCCCGCUUGAUGCCGGUCACAGACGGGAGCAGACACAUACGAAUCCGCUCCCUGAAAAUCGACGUGAACGCCGGGGUCAGCUCUUGGCAAAGCAUUGACGUCAAACAAGUGCUGUCUGUGUGGCUGCGGCAACCGGAGACCAACUGGGGCAUCGAGAUCAAAGCAUUUGAUUCGAGGGGGAAAGAUUUAGCCGUGACCGCAGCGGAGCGAGGAGAGGAUGGACUGCAACCGUUCAUGGAGGUGAAGAUCUCAGAGGGCCCCAAGCGAGCCAGGAGAGACUCAGGCCUGGACUGCGAUGAGAACUCUCCAGAGUCCCGGUGCUGCCGCUACCCUCUCACAGUGGACUUUGAAGACUUUGGCUGGGACUGGAUUAUUGCCCCAAAGCGCUACAAGGCCAACUAUUGCUCUGGAGAGUGCGAGUACAUGCACUUACAGAAGUACCCUCACACCCACCUGGUGAACAAGGCGAACCCAAGAGGGACUGCAGGUCCCUGCUGUACCCCUACCAAGAUGUCACCCAUCAACAUGCUCUACUUUAACGACAAAGAGCAGAUCAUCUACGGCAAGAUCCCAUCCAUGGUGGUGGACCGUUGCGGAUGCUCCUGAGUUGAGACAGAGACCCCGUCUUGAAAUGGGGGUGGCCAGAGGGGCUGACCACAGUCUGGUCCCCCCCACCCAAACUUCAGACUUUCUGACACAACCAAUCCACCAGCUCCAGUGCUUUCCUGCAGACCACAGUGCAAUAGAACCAGAGUAGAGGCCAUAAACAGCUGCAGCUUCCUGCAGGGCAGUGCUUCCACCACUUCUCUUUCCUCCAGUCACAUCUUAGCCAUCCAGGCUUGAAGCCAGAUGGAUGCAGGAACACAAAAACAUACACGAACUAAAAUAUGUUGGGCUUUGGAGUGAAUGUAGACAGAAAUGAUCAAAGCUAUCAAAAAAAAAAUGUUUUUGGUUUCCAUUUGUCUUAGUUUUCUGCACUCUAUCCAUUUAGACCAACAUGCUGGCUGAUACUCCAUCUACUCCACUACUCUCCAGUCAUAAUCCAAGAUACAUGCUAUUACACACUUUUUGCAAUGCUUGCUACGUUUGUGAUAAUCAUCUUUUCAGUUAUGUUUUCAGAGAAUCCUCAAGGACUUUUUGAGAGGGGCUUGGAAAACAGUUUGAGACUCGUAAGAGUGACGUUUCACCCUGGUCAAAUGUUCAUGGGAGUGACAAGAGGUAGACAGCAAAACCUUGAAUCACCAUUACCACAGCAGCACCCCAGACACAUCUACAACACUCAUUCUGAAAUUCAUCCGUCCCGUGAUGAGUUCUUUUCUUUUACAGACCGCACUACCACAUCCGACUCAAUCCUCCAAAACUGCCUGACCUGCACGACACACUUGAAUUAUCCUGAUUGUAAAUUCACCUUACUGGAUAGAAGGACUUGAACUGAAGGCACAGUGAAUGCAGCCUACAGAUGAAAAUGUGUUUAAGACAGAGAAAACAGAUUGAGAUAUAUGAAUGUUGAGAUCAUGCUUAAAUCUCUGUCUUACAAACAACACAGUUUGCACUAUGGCACACCAAUAGGAAGAAUUGGUUGCUACAAAAGUUGUAAAAACUGAUUUUGAUAUGUUUGCUAAUUUGUAUUGUAUACAUAUGCAAUUGUUUCCAUUAGGAGUUGUCUUUCUAAGCCACUGAUGGUAAAUGUAUAAAACCACAAUGUAGCAAGAUAAAAAAGAUGUAAUACAGCGAUUCUAUAUACUUGU
Messenger RNA from Melanotaenia boesemani (Boeseman's rainbowfish), 2422 nucleotides. RefSeq names its product myostatin b (gene mstnb). The record is from RefSeq and is a predicted model, not a curated record. Gene Ontology annotation, molecular function: growth factor activity; cytokine activity. The coding region runs from base 150 to 1280 and encodes 376 amino acids. Gene Ontology annotation, biological process: SMAD protein signal transduction. Gene Ontology annotation, cellular component: extracellular region. NCBI's taxonomy places the organism in Eukaryota, Metazoa, Chordata, Actinopteri, Atheriniformes, Melanotaeniidae. The transcript is spliced from 3 exons.